Molecule: messenger RNA, 561 nt
Organism: Prunus mume (Japanese apricot)
Lineage: Eukaryota; Viridiplantae; Streptophyta; Magnoliopsida; Rosales; Rosaceae
Source: RefSeq, a predicted model, not a curated record
UUCUGAACCUUCUACUUCAGCAUAGGGCUUCUCAUGGACGGGAUGAAUGAACAGGAGAGAGCCAUUGCUUGGCUUUGGGCCAUUGAAGCCCUGGCAAGCUUUAGAGAAAUUGAUGUAUCGCUUUUACAUGACUUGGUUGAGAUGGCUCCAGCUUUACCUGAUGAUAUGGGAAAGAAUGCAAAGGAAAGGGUCGCUUUGAGAUGUUUGGAAGGUUUGCCUAGUCCUUGUGAUGUGAUGAGCAGCAGUGAUGUUCCUUUUGCCCAGCAUUCAAAAUGCAGCUUUGAUUUAUCUGAAAGCUGUGAAAAUGUUCUUAAACGCAUUGUAGAUGAGACACCAGAAUCUGAUCUGAGAGUGGGUGGACCAGGGCUAUUGAAAUGGGAUAUUCGCCCCUUCAUUAUUCACAAAAGAGCUUCUUUGCCUAAAUGUGCAUUGAAACAGCUGAAAGAUUCGAUUAUUGAUGGCACCCAUCCACAUGCUGAUUUCUUGAGAGUAAAGAGUGGCUCAAUGAGAGCUGCUCCGGUGCUCAAAACAUGGGAGUCAAAGGGAACUCCGAUCCUUUGA